CUUGAAUCGACCACAUGCUAUUCUUGACGUCGGCAUGUCGGAAACAGAUUUAAAUCCCAAAUCGUACGUCAUUUUAAUAUCACAUUAUGCCGUGGUAGAGGACAUUUAAACCAGCUUCCGAGGAUAGCAUCCACGUCGGGCUUGGACUAAACACAUAACUCCAGCAGCGCGCGGGGGGAAUAAAGAACCUAUAAUUCAUAUUGAUCCCGUUCUUUCGAAAUAUAAGAAAAAAGAAACUGAAAUGUCUUCUGUGAACGACGCACAAAACGCGGGGGCCAAAGCCGGCGACGCGAUCAAGCAAGGCGCUGCCAAAAUCCACGGGGUUGGCGAGGCCCUGCGCGGCAAUAUCAACAUGUUUGCAGACAGUGCAACCAACACUGACAGCACCAAGAGUCGAGAGGUUGCCGAGCGGGGAGAACAAGAGUUCAGAACUGGAAAGUUCAUGGAACCGUCGGCGGGCCUGACGCCACGUGAUGCGGAGAAGAAUAUCGAGGGCGAAAGUUCAAUACCCGCGCAUGAUUCUACUUCAUCUGGGAGGACGCUUUAGAGGAGCUUGUGAGGAAUUUUUGUCUGAUGCUCGAAUUGUUCCUUGGGGAGAUAUAUCUCGACGACCACAAUAGGUGCGAUCUUCGAAAUAUGUCGUUCUUCAAAUCAAUUGAUCUCCUUUAUGCCAACGUCCGCCGCAGCGAACAAAAGAGGCGAGCAAACGAAAUUUCCCUCAAUAGAAGCAACAUCAGAUUCCCACACCUUAACUUCUACUCUUGAAGGUACACUCGUUCUGUUUUUCAAGAGCUCUGCUUCUGUCAAAAUAAGAAUAUGAAGCUUUAAAAAGAUUGUGUCUAGCUAUAAUACAGACUACUGUUUCCCGCUCGUGUUAUCAGCGCUGGAUUUAGCUCAAUUAAAUCAUGCCAAAUAAUCUCAAAUAGAGGCUAGAAAUGG
Molecule: messenger RNA, 939 nt
Organism: Verruconis gallopava
Lineage: Eukaryota; Fungi; Ascomycota; Dothideomycetes; Venturiales; Sympoventuriaceae
Exons: 2
Coding region: 242-547 (101 amino acids)
Source: RefSeq, a predicted model, not a curated record